Caretta caretta (loggerhead turtle) is the source of this 5239-nucleotide messenger RNA. Lineage: Eukaryota; Metazoa; Chordata; Testudines; Cheloniidae. The record is from RefSeq and is a predicted model, not a curated record.
GACACCGAGGCAUUGUCCUGUCCCGGCUCCCGGCCGCCGCGCGCGCGGUGCAUUGUGGGGGAGGAGCCCCGGUGCCCGGGCCCCCGGGACGGGAGGGAGCUCGGCAGCAGUGGCAGUGGCUCCCCACGCCCACCCUCUGCCCGCAGGGCCAUGGGGGACCUGGGCCUGGGCCAGGAGUUCCACACGUGGCAUCAGUUCAGCAGCUUCUUCGAUGACUGGUGCGAGAAGCACAAGGUGUUAUUCAUCAUCGCCAGCCUCAAGCCGCUGAUCUCGCUGCGCCAGAACCCGCUGCACUACCAGCCCAGCCUGGCCGCCACCCUGCGCUUCCGCUUCGUCCGCCUCAUCUGCAAGCACAGCGGCACCUACGUGGGCCAGAGCACCGUGCAACGCAACCGGCUCAGCGAGAAGAUCGACUGCCCGGCCUCCAUCACCCUGCGACUGGGCCCCAAGAAGGACCGGCUGGUGGUGAUUGAGGCCAGCCUGGAGCAUAACCACAAGCUGUCAGAGGUGGAGUUUGCUCACUACUUCAAGCGUCACCAGCUGGAGGCCAGCAUGGGGCUGCCCAUCCGCAUCACCAACAGCGUGUCCAAGCGGUUCCUGGCACCUGACCUGAUCUGGAACCUGGAGGACUACAGCAAGGCCAAGGACAAGGGCAUGUGCGAGCUGCUGAGCCAGCUGGAUGGCCUCUUCAAGAGCGACCCGGGCGCCAAGGUCAAGCUGGUCUUCCAGGAGGACGUGGCCGUGCUCAACAGCAUCUUCCUGGCCACAUCGCACAUGCGGGGGCUGGUGCAGCGCUUCCCCCGCUGCCUCUACAUGGACAAGGCGGCCUGCAUCAACAGCGAGUUCGAGCUCUACUCGGUGCUCUGCCAGGAUGGCAACGGGCGGGGCCGCGAGUGCGCCUACUGUGUGGCCCGCCGGGGCGUGCCCGAUCUGGUCAUCUUCAUCGUGGCCUCCCUGGUGCAGAGCGCGCCUGACAUCAAGCUGAAGGUGAAGUGUCUGACUGUGGGGGCGGGCAUCACGGAUGUGGACGCGGUGGAGGAGGUGCUGCCUUGUGCUCGGGUGCAGAUCUGCCGGCUGCAGGUGCUGGAGGCGCUGUACCGCAAGGCGCGUGAGCUGGCCGUGCCCAGGGAGGACAAGGUGCGCAACCUGCUGCACAACAUGGCCAACGCCAGCUCGCCCCGCGUCUACAGCCAGUACCUGAGCGACCUGGAGGACGUGGCGCCGCUGCCCUUCCUGCAGUACUACCUGGAGCACUGGCACCAUAACAAGGGCACGUGGGCCGAGUGCUGGGCCUUCGAGCGCAACUGCGACUGCCCGUUCCUGGAGCACAUGAGCUUCCACCAGCAGAAGCUGCGCUCGGUGCUGAGCCCGCCCCUGGGGCUGGCGGCCUGCGUGCGGGGGCUGCUGGAGCUGCAGGCGCUGCGGGUGGAGAUGGCGGCGCUCAAUGAAGAGCGGGUGUCGGAGCUGUACCGGGCCGUGUGUCCGCCCGACAGUGCUGCGCUCAUCGCUGAGGAGCUUGGCCUGGCCAAGCACGCCAACUACCACGUCAAGGAGGUGCCCGAGGGCUUCCUGCUGGAUGGCGGCAUCUGCUCCUUCCUGGUGAGCCGUGACCUGGCCGCCUGCUCCUGCUCCAUAUACGUCUCAAGCCGCCGGCCCUGCCGCCACCUUUUCGCCACCCGCCUCUGGACUGGGCAGCCCCUCUACGACCCCGGCUUGCUGCACGCCUCAUCGGGAAGCGAGGGGCAGGACACCUACACCGCUCUGGGGGUGGAGAGGAGGAGGUUCCUGUGGGCGGAGGAGAGAACUGUCUGCCCACAGGUCCAGGGUAUGGGACUGGGGGGGACGUGUGGGAAGGGCAAGUCCCCACGGCACAAGGCUGGAGGAGCGAGGCCUCAGGACAUCCAAUUAUGUCCUGGUGCAGUUGCCUCUCCUUGUCUUGCUGGCACUCCUGGGCUGUUCUUCUGUCUGCUCUUUCCUUCUCCAGGCUGUCUGUCAAGUGGGCCAUCCAGGGCCUUUAUUCACAGUCCAAGGCAGCAGUGGCUGCAGGGUCUCAGUGAAUGUGUCCUCGCUAGUCCUCUUCUUCCUUUGCCUCAAGGAUGCAAUGGCAGCAGCUAUGAUGAAAACAAUCACCGUACCCCUGGAUUUACAGUCACAAGGGAACUAUAUGUUUCCAACCUCCCUUCUCUUACUCCCAUAAACCCUUUUAACAAGACAUGCCUAUCGACACUUGAGCUUUGGAGCGCCUCGGCACAGCACUGCUCUCCAGCCCCAGCCCUACAGGCCCAGCCACCCCGCGGGAUGGAGGAGGACGAGCUGCAGGAGAAGGAGUUCUUCUCGUGGGAGGAGUUCAGCGCCUUCUUCGACGCUUGGUGCGAGCGCAGGAAGGUCCUGUUCUUUGUGAAGAACUCGGUGCCGCUCAGCAAGUGCAAGUGGGCAACGGCGCCCCCACGGCCCGACGUGGUGGAGGCCCUCAAGUACAGCUCCGUGCGCCUGGUCUGCAAGGACUUUCGUGGCUCCAGCAAGCCCGACCAGGGGGGGCAGCAGAAGGGCUGCUGCGCCAGCAUUGUGCUGAAGAUGAGCCCCAAGAAGGACCGGCUGAUCGUCACCGAGUGCCAGCUGGCCCACAACCAUGCCUUGUGCCCCAUCGAGUUUGCCUACUACUUCAAGAAGGGCUACCUGAUGGCCAACUCGUGCCUGCCGGUGCGCACCACCAACAAGAUCUCCAAGCAGUUUGUGGGGGGGCCGGACGUGCGGCGCCUGCUCUCCUACUGUAAGAGCCGUGACCAUGGGGUGCUGGACGUGCUGACAGUGCUGGACGGGCUCUUUGCCAGUGACCCCAGCGCCAAGGUCAAGCUGGUCUUCAUGGAGGACAAGGUCAUCGUCCAGACUAUCUUCUUCCUGAGCUCGCGCAUGAUGGCGCUGAGCCGGCGCUUCCCGCUCAUGCUGUUCUUCGACCGCAUGGUGGGGCUGAACGAGGAGUUUGACCUGUAUUCGGUGCUGUGCGUGGACGGGGCGGGGCGCGGCCGCGAGGUGGCCUACUGCCUGACGCAACGGGAGACGCCCGACCUGCUACGCUUCACGCUGGCCUCGCUGGUGCAGAGCGUGCCUGAGGUCAAGCUGCAGGUGCGGUGCAUCACGCUGGGCGUGGAGAUCGCCCACCUGGAGGCGGUGAAGGAGCUGCUGCCCAACGCCCGCGUGCAGAUCUGUCGCUCCCAGGUGCUGGAGACGCUCUUUAGCAAGGCGCAGGAGCUGGGCGCCGCCGAAGACGAGCGCAUCUGGCCCCUGCUCUGCCGGCUGGCUGCGGCCAAGUCGCCGGCCGCCUACCAGCAGGCAGUGCAGGAGAUGAAGGCCAUUCUUCCCCCGCGCUUUGUGCGCUACUUCCGGCGCCAUUGGCAGCCGCGCAGCGAGAUGUGGGUGCAGUUCUGGGCCUUUGAGACAGCCCGCAAUGUCAACGCCUGCGAGCUGCUCAAGCAGCACCAGCGCCGGCUGCUGGCAGCCCUCAGCCCCUCGCCCACCGUAGCCCAGUGCAUGCUGGACCUGCUGGCCAUGCAGGUGGGCAGCGAGGCCCACGAGCUGGACGAGGGAGAGCUGGCCACGCACUACCGUGCCAUCUGCAAGCCGGAGCCGGCUGGCCUGAUCGAGGAGGAGCUGGGCUUUGCACGGCACGGCCGCUACCACUUCCAGGAGACAGCCGAGGGCUACCUGCUCCACGACGGCCUGUCUGAGUUCGCUAUGGACCAGGCCCUGACGCGCUGCUCCUGCUCCAUCUACACCUCCAGCCUGCUGCCCUGCCGCCACCUCUUCGCCACACGUCUGCGCACUGGGCUGGCGCUCUUCGACCCUGGCCUGCUACACAGGAACCGGGCAGCACUUCUGGGCGCAUGCUAGGGCCGUGGGGCAUGGACCCCAGCUGCUCCGGGUGCUUACUAUGUAAGUUAGGGGGACAGACACUGGUGCAGGGCUGGCUGCACAUCUGCAGCUCACACAGCAGGGGAGAAGCCAGCCCAUUGCCAUGAUGGCGGUGCCCCGCGAUGACGUCAGGAUGGAUGGGAUACCUGGGUGCUGGUCCUGUUUGACUUGUUUUCACAAAAAAGAGAAAGUGGCGGGUGGUGCUGUCCUGUAGCUGAGAACACCUACAGCCAGUGCCGGGCAGGGACCGCAGUGGGUUGGGUGCCUAUCAUGGGCCUGAUGCUGCUUUCCCAUACCUCAGAGCACCUGCAGCCCAGGCCGGGUAGAGAUCCCGAGGUGUCUGUGUACUCAUGGUGGGCUGGGCACUGCUGGCCCAUAGCUGAGAGCACCCUGAUCCCGCUGGCAGAGGUGGGUGGGUGGAUGUUGCCAUGUGGGGUGUGACGCUUUGGGGUGUGUGCACUGGCAGAGGUGGGUGGGAGGAUAGUGCCAUGCAUGGUGUGACACUUUGGGGUGUCUGCGCUGGCAGAGGUUGGUGGGUGGACAGUGCCACGUGGGGUGUGAUGGUCUGGGGUGUCCGUGCUGGCAGUGGCGGGUGGGAGGAUGGUGCCAUGUGGGCUGUGAUGCUCUGGACUGUCUGCCCUGGCAGUGGCAGGUGGACGGAUGGUGCCAUGCGGGCUGUGAUGCUCUGGACUGUCUGCGCUGGCAGUGGCGGGCGGGCGGAUGGUGCCAUGUGGGGUGUGACGCUCGGGAGUGUCUACGCUGGCAGGGGCGGGCGGAUGGUGCCACGUGGGGUGUGACACUUCAAGGGUGUCUGUGCUGGCAGUGGCAGGUGGAAGGAUGGUGCCAUGAGGGGUGUGACGCUCUGGGGUGUCUGUGCAGGCAGAGGUGCUUGGAUGGAUGAUGCCAUGCAGGGUUUGACACUUUAGGGGUGUCUGCGGUGGCAGAAGCGGGUGGGUGGAUGAUGCCAUACGGGGUGUGAUGCUCUGGGGUGUCUGCACUGGCAGACACGGGUGGGUGGAUGAUGCCAUGUGGGAUGUGACACUCUGGGGUGUCUGCUCUGACAGUGGCGGGUGGGCAGAUGGUGCCAUGUGGGGUGUGAUGCUCUGGGGUGUCUGUGCUGCAGUGGCACGUGGGCGGAUGAUGCCAUAUGGGGUAUGACGCUCAGGGUGUCUACGCUGGCAAGAGUGGAUUGGUGGAUGGUGCCAUGCGGGGUGUGAUGCUCUGGGGUGUCUGUGCUGUCAGAGGUGGGUCUGUGGAUGAUGCCAGGUAAUGCUCUUUGUACAGAGAAUACACUUUAUUCAAUAAACAUAUAUUUUCCUUUUUGACCCUU